Messenger RNA from Diabrotica virgifera virgifera (western corn rootworm), 11206 nucleotides. RefSeq names its product zinc finger protein 271-like. The coding region runs from base 663 to 2540 and encodes 625 amino acids. Gene Ontology annotation, cellular component: nucleus. Gene Ontology annotation, biological process: regulation of transcription by RNA polymerase II. The record is from RefSeq and is a predicted model, not a curated record. Lineage: Eukaryota; Metazoa; Arthropoda; Insecta; Coleoptera; Chrysomelidae. The transcript is spliced from 2 exons. Gene Ontology annotation, molecular function: DNA-binding transcription factor activity, RNA polymerase II-specific; RNA polymerase II transcription regulatory region sequence-specific DNA binding.
AUUAAUUUUCCUUGUUUUUUACUAAUUUUCCCAGAUUAUUACCUCACAUCUUUCAUUGAGUUGAUGAUUCAUGUUGUGGACAUUCUCAAUUAUUAUAUUUCUAAUUUAAUACUAUUCUAUCUAAUUCCUCAAAACAAGCAAAUUUCAAUUAAACCCAGCUAUAUUAUAAUACCUUUUGAUUUAGUUUUCCUUGCAAGAAAUAAACAAAACACAUCUAAACUAAACCUAACCUCGCUUUUGGCCAUUCAUUCAUCUCCGUGUCAAAUAAUUUCGACAGUCGCCAUCGCCAUAUUGAAAGCGACUUGUUUAGUGUCGAAAUUUGAUUUAGAAUCAGGGCCAUGAAAUGAAAAGCCCUAUUAAAAAAUGAGAAAGUACUAAAGUACAUACAAAAAUGUAUUGUAUUUCCGAAACAUGUAGAACAUGUAAAAGUAAAAAUAAAACAUUGGUAAACCGUAAACCAAACUGAAUGUGAAUCGAUCUCCAAUAAAGUACCGUAGCUCCAUCGAUUAAUGAUAGGACAAAUGCUUCCUUAGUUCCUUCUCCUUGUUCCUUCACAGAUUUUGAUUUAUUUCACUUUUUGGGUGUAAAAUGUAAAAUGGUGUAAAAUUUUAUUUAUUUCUGUAUGGUGUAAAUUGUUUUUAUUUAUCUAUGCAUAAAAUCAAAUGGAAGUAAAACGAGAAAUUAGUGAGGAAACGUGUAAAACAGAAAUAGAGUAUAAUCACUUGGAUGAGGCUGUUUUGGAUGAAUUUAAAUGUGAAAUUCAGGAGGAGUCCAAUAGAGAAAGUACUCUCGACACAUAUCAAUCUUUGGAUUUGAAGAAAUGCCCCAUAAAUACUGAAAUAGAACAACAUGGCAAUCCAUUUGAGGAAAACCAAGAAACUGAAACAGGUUGUCUUCAAGAGGAAACAAAAGUGGAAAUUAUGGAAGAACCCAUUGAAGGUUCAUCUUACAAAGGAAAUGAUGUGAGUCUACACACCGAAGGAACAACAUUAAAUAAAAUUAUAAAAGUUGUGACUGGAAAAAGACCUUUUAAAUGUGAAAUUUGUUUAAAACAGUGUAGUUCCGCUAGUUAUUUGACAAGACAUUUGAGAGGGCACACUGGAGAAAAACCUUACAAGUGUGAGAUUUGUUUUAAGCAAUAUAGUGGAUCAAGUCGUUUGAAAGGACAUUUUAGAGUACACACUGGGGAAAAUCUUUCCAAAUGUGAGAUUUGUUUUAAACAAUUUGUUUCAGCAAGUGAUUUAAAAAGACAUUUGAGAGUACACACUGAAGAAAAACCUCACAAGUGUGAGAUUUGUUUUAAGCAAUUUAGUGACCCAAGUACUUUGAAAAAACAUUUGAGAGUGCACACUGGGGAAAAACCUUACAAGUGUGAAACUUGUUUAAAACAGUUAGGUUCUGCUAAUUAUUUGAAAAGACAUUUGAGAACACAUACAGGGGAAAAACCUUACAAGUGUGAGAUUUGUUUUAUGCAAUUUAGUGAAGCCGCUAAUUUGAAAAGACAUUUGAGAGUGCACACUGGGGAAAAACCUCACAAGUGUGAGAUUUGUUUCAAGCAAUUUACUCAAGCAAAUGGUUUGAAAAUACAUUCGAGAGUGCACACUGGGGAAAAACCUCACAAGUGUGAGAUUUGUUUAAAACAAUAUAGUAGUGCAAGUGAUUUUAAAGUACAUUUGAGAGUGCAUACGGGGGGAAAACAUAAGUGUGAGAUUUGUUUUAAGCAGUUUUCUCACAAAGGUUCUUUUGAACAACAUUUAAGAGUCCACACUGGAGAAAUACCUUAUAAGUGUAAUAUUUGUUUUAAACAAUUUAUUACAGCAGGUAAUUUCAAAUAUCAUUUGAGAGUGCACACUGGGGAAAACCCUUUCAAGUGUGAGAUUUGUUUUAAGAAAUUUAGUACUCCAGGUGCUUUGAAAAAACAUUCGACAGUGCACACUGGAGAAAAACCUUAUCAGUGUGAGAUUUGCUGUAAUCGGUUUGCUCAAAAAUAUCAAUUAACUACUCACAUGACAGUACACAACGGAGAAAAACCACACAAGUGUGAAAUUUGUUUAAAACAGUUUAGUACUGCAAGUGCUUUGACAAAACAUUUGAGAGUGCACACUGGGGAAAAACCUUACAAGUGUGAAAUUUGUUUUAAGGAAUUUACUGAAUUAGGUAGUUUGAAAAAACAUUUGAGAGUGCACACGGGGGAAAAACCUUACAAGUGUGAUAUUUGUUUUAAGCAAUUUACUACUGCAGGUAAUUUGAAAACACAUUUGAGAGUGCACACUGGAGAAACACAUUACAAGUGUGAUAUUUGUUUUAAGCAAUUUACUACUGCAGGUAAUUUGAAAACACAUUUGAGAGUGCACACUGGAGAAACACCUUACAAGUGUGAUAUUUGUUUUAAGCAAUUUACUACUGCAGGUAGUUGGAAAACACAUUUGAGAGUGCACACUGGGGAAAAACCUUACAAGUGUGAGAUUUGUUUUAAACAAUUUAUUACAGCAAGUAGUUUGAAAAUACAUUUGAGAGUGCACACUGAAGAAAAACCUUAACAAGUGUGAGAUUUGUUUUAAGCAAUUUAUUGAGGCAAGUAAGCUGAAAAUACAUUUGAGAGUACAUAUACUCCAUCUAAUUUACAUACCGUUGCACGUCAUCCGCGUCAUAGCCAGAGACGUCACAUGAUACCAACACGGAAUAUUUAGGCGAUAGGUGUGUUCUUUUUUAGAAUCACUUUGCCGAGUACAUUGGCGUUACAGCUACUACUACAGCUACUACUUAUCUCCCUUAUUCAAGAAAGGUCUCGAAUUCAUUCUUUAUAAAACCAGUCGAUAAAUCUGAACUGAUCCAAACAAUCAAUAGUAUCAAAAGCAAAUCCUCCUGUAGUACUGAUGGUCUAUCGAUAAAAAUUUUUUCUAAUCUCCCAGAAAAUGUGUUAGAAGUCCUCAUCUCACUGAUUAAUGAUUCCUCUGAGAAAGAUAAAUUUCCUGAGUGCCUGAAGCAGGGGCGUCAUUUGGGCGUCCAGGGGUGGCAUUUGCCCCCCUGGCCCUAAAAAAUGACUGAAAUUUACAAAAAAUACAUCAAUAUUCAUCAUAACAUCAUAUAUAAUGUAUUGUAUAUAUAGUGCUUGCCCCCCCCCACCAAACAAAAUUUCAAAUGACGCUCCUGGCCUGAAGACAGCCAUCAUUAUUCCUCUUCAUAAGGGUGGUGAAAUAUCUAAUACCUGCAAGUAUAGACCUAUUGCACUACUACCGGUACUCUCCAAAAUUAUUGAGAGACUCAUAAAAGACCGACUUAUGUCCUUUCUAGUUGAAAACAACAUUUUAUCACAAAAUCAGUUCGGCUUUUAAAUAAUAAAUGCACCACUGAUGCCAUCUUUUCUGUACUGCAUGAGGUUUAUCAAGCACUGAACAAUAAUCUUCACACUGCCACCGUUUUUUGUGACUACGCCAAAGCUUUUGAUUGUGUAAAUCAUAACAUUUUGAUAAGAAAACUAAAGGAAUUCGAGGUAUUUCUUUAGAUUGGUUCCAAUCUUACUUGGAUGAUAGGAAACAACUGGUUAGAGCAAAUGAUACAGACUCUAGUCUCAAAAACAUUGUAUGUGGGGUACCUCAAGGUUCAGUAUUGGGUCCUCUACUUUUCCUUAUCUUUAUUAAUGACAUCACUAGUUUAAAAAUCGAUGGAAAAGUCUUUCUUUUUGCUGAUGAUACCAGUAUCACUUGGAGCAACUCAAAUUAUUGCAACUCUUCAUGCUACUAUAACUUCUGAUCUACUUACAAUAAAAACCUGGUCUGACUCUAAUUUAUUCUCGUUUAACGUAGAUAAAACAGUAGCAUUGUCUUAUAAAGGAGUCCUUCAACCUUUACCUCUUAAUAACAGCCAGAUCAGUACCGUUGAUUCUGUAAAAUUUCUUGGUAUUUUUUUAGACAGCAACCUUAAAUGGUCCCACCAUAUCGAUUUGUUAAGGAAGAAACUAUCCUCAGCUUGCUAUGCUAUAAGAUCUGUUUCGAAUGAACUCAAUUUAGCAUCUUCCAAAAUAACAUAUUUUUCUUUGUUCGAGUCACAUCUUCGUUAUGGUCUUCCUUUUUGGGGUUCUGGUACAGCUGCCCAAUUCGAUGUUAUUUUCAAAUUACAAAAAAGAGCAAUUAUAUAUCUGUUUGGCCUCAGAAGAACAACACAUUGCAGAAGUUACUUCAAAGAUCACAGAAUUUUAACCCUUCCAUCUUUGUAUAUUUUAGAAACUGUUUGCUUAAUUCGUAAACAUCUACAUGUCUUUCCACCAAGACCUAAUCAUGACUACUUCACGAGAAAUUCUACGUUUGACGUCUAUAUGCCGACCCCGUCCUCUGAGUUAGUAAAGAAAUCUAUAUUAUAUUCCGCAAAAAAACUUUACAAUCAUCUCCCUCUACAACUUAAAUCUGGAGCAUCUUUCCCCAAAUUCCGUAAACUGACAAAAGCCUACCUAUCUGAAAGACCAUAUUAUUCAGUAGAAGAUUUGCUUAAUCAAUAACUAAGAAAUUACAGUACCCUUUGCACAAGCAGUAUUUUUAUUAUCAUUUUUUUGUCUAUAUUUGGGUGUCAUAUGCAGCAACUUAACUUUUAAACUUAUUAAUUACUAGGUAGACUAUGCAUUUGCAAUUUACUUAAAUUUUGCAAUUGAUUACUUCUGUUUAACUUCAUUAUUAUUGUUAUUAUUGUAAAUAUAUUGACGAUUUAUGUAAUUUUAGUAAAUUGAAUUGUUAUUGUUUUGUUUUCUUGACUUUUUAUAAGCUUUGUCGAUAAAAUUGUACAAUUUUGCAUGACAAUAAAGCAUAUUUCUAUUCUAUUCUACUAGGCAUAUUUUAUUAUAUACGCGUAGAAAUAAUAUUUAAGGCCAUGGGUACAUAAUUCGCAAAUAUUUUACGGCUUUCCCUACUUUUCCUGUCUUUACACGGCAAAUUACGUGUAGUGAAAUUCACACUGGUAUGGAUAUGUAAACAUUACUAGAAUGUCAUUCUACUUGAAAAUGUCAUCAUUAACUUAAAGAGAUGGCUUUUGACUGUUCUUGGAUAACUGCUAUUUGUAUAAUUGCAAAUUAUUAAUUCAGUUAAUAAAUGUGAUAUUUUUUUCACCAACUACAGUAGGAAAAAUGAAAGAAUACCCAUGAACCAACAUAUAAAACACGCUGUAUUUUCCUGUCACCGUGUCACAAAAAAUUGGCCAGCUCAAGUACAGUUGCGGUCAUUAAAUAGUUUACAGGAUUACGUAUCUAGGAGCCGAUUUUUAAAAUUUUUACCCCGUGUAAACGCACCUUUUACGUCAAAGUGACGUUACCAGUGGUGUACCUAGAAUGGGUUGAUUAAAAUUAAAAAAUCAAAAUAAUAUAUUUUACAAAAUUUAACAAAAUGAAAAGUAUAGAAAGAAGUCUUUUUGAAUAAACUUGAUUAUGGUAUUAAUAACGAAAAUAAGGAAGUCUGGUUUUAAAAUACCCUUUUAUUUUAAAUCUAUUUUAUAUUAAAUAUUGAUAAACACAUCUUUGUUUGAUUUUCCAUAUGCACAUAUGACUCACGUUUAAAUCUGCAGUAACGUGCCAUAGUGACCAACCUUCUUCGAGUUUGGCAACUGCUCUUGCUUUUUGCGCAUCACUCAAAUGCAUUAUAAUCAUUUUGGAGGAGUUUGAUAUCGUUUUAUUUUAUUUUUCAACAUUUCUGAAAUUUUUGACAAGCAUUGACUUUUUCAAAUUUUUUGACUUUGACAUUUAUCAAAUCCGUACGACACUGUUAUUUUUGCAGUAUUACAAUGUAAAAAUUAAAGUGUAAACUAUUCAGUGACCGUAACUGUACAUGUAAUAAUUAUUGUUACAUGUACUUGCACUGGACAAUUUUCUUUGUGACACGGUGACAGAAAAAUACAGCGUGUUUUAUAUGUUCGUUCAUGGGUAUUCUUUCAUUUUUCCGACUGUAUGUAUUCAGUGAUUGUAAUAAUUUAUAAGUAAAACAAAAACUAAUACUCAAUCGAGAAAAGUGUUAAAGUGAUUUUUUAAUAAUAUAUUGUUACUAUGGAACGCUUACAAUUUUGAACAUCUUUAACAACAAAAAAUACUUGGAUCACAGAAUAUUAUUAUCAAUUAUCCUGAUGUAGUCUCUGCUUGGAUCUUCCACAAAUAAUAUACAAUAAAUAACUUUCUAUUAAUUUCACGUCUUAAAUCAAUUAUUUAUCAAAUACACUAUAAAUCAACAUUAUUUAAUCAACAACUCAAAAUAUUCCCGAUGCCAUGUCAAAUAUUUAAAACUGUCACUGACAAUAUGCUGACAAUAUUCUAUUCGACUGGGUGCGUUGUAAGACAAAGAUAGAUUUGGAAAAUAUUACCACGGACAUUGUGUUCAUUUUUUUCGAAUCCUGAAAAAACCAAUAAAUAUUUUUGAAAAAUUUAAACGCAGAAUGAAAGACUAAAUUAUUACCGAGGGCCGAAAGUCCCUUAGAAUAAAUAAAAAGUUUAUUUUGAAUGAGAUAUUUGAAAUUAAAAAUCACACUAAAUUUUCUCUUAGUUUUUCACCCCUGUAACUUAUUAAAAUAAACAUUAUAGAAGUUCUCAGGGACUUUCGGCCCUCGCUAAUAACGUAAUCUUUCAUUCUGCGUUUAAAUUUUUCAAAAAUACUUAUUAGUUUUCUCAGGAUUCGAAAAAAAUGAAUCCCCAUUUGAAUAGCAUUGCAGCCGAAAAUACGUACCCAUCCUCUUAAAGAUUUCUAUUAAUGUUAACUUAAAAAAAUACACAAUAAUAUGUUUUAUUUAAUUUGUAUUAAUGGAUUAUAAAGCGUUUUUAUGAAGCACAUUCGUUCGGAAUACACUGUAACUAUAAUCGAACGAAUGUGAUAUUUUGGCAUAAAUUGGUAACAUUUAUUUGACAGUUGCGGUGAUGACACUUCAUAUUUGUUUAUAUUCUUUACUAUAAGUAUUUGUUUAAUUAUAUUUACUGUUUUUAUUAUGUAUUUUUACGUAAGAUUAUAACUUAAUUCUUGCUUUCUAUUUCUAAAGUUUUUAUUUAUUUACAUUGAAUAUUAAUUUGUUUUGCUGUAUAAUCCACUUCCGCAAAAAUUGUGAUGUAUUUGAUUUAAAAUUAAUUCAAGAAUUUUUUGUAAUUGGGCAACAAUGUCAACUUAAAUCUCUAUCGUAAAUAAUGACGUGCAAUGGUAAGUAAAUUAAACGGACUGUACUUAACCUGGCAUUAGUCGCUAGGUACAGUUACGAUCAUUUCAGGCCCAGACUGGGCCGGUGCGCCUUUUGCCUUCGUUAGUAUCUAUCCAUUAAAAAAAUUAAACGCUAAAUUUUUUUAACCUUUACAUAAAGGGUAGGCGGCUACCAUUCCCAUAAAAACUGUUUUUACUUAAUGAAGAAACAGAAACUGCUAGAGAAACUUACAUAGUGAAGCCAGUGAGUACAACAAAGUAUAACUUGUACCAGGUAUCAGAUAAUCAAAUAGCACAUAUACGACUAUCGGCGCACUCGAAGACAAUUUUUAGGAUUCGGACGCCUUUCGUAGGUAUCAAUAUCCGCUGUUUCUAUUAUAAUACAUAGCUUAGGUUCGACGCGCGGCGCCCUCGAAGACAAUUUUUACGAUUCGGGCGCCUUCCGUAGGAAUCAAUAAUUUCCGCUGUUUCUGUUAUAAUAAAUAGCUUAGAUACGAAUCACGGCGCCCUUGAAGACCAUUUUUAGAUUUCUUUGCCUUUUGUAGGUAUCAAAAUCCGCUGUCGCUGUCUCUAUUAUAAUAAAUAGCUUAGAUACGACGUACGGUGCCCUCGAAGACCAUUUUUAGAUUCUGGCGCCUUUUGUAGGUAUCAAUAUUCGCUGUUUAUAUUAUAAUAAAUAGCUUAGAUACGACGCGCGGCGCCCUCUAAGAUAAUUUUUACGAUUAGGGCACAACUUCGUAAGUAUAAAUUUCCGCUGUCUCUAUUAUAAUACAUAGCUUAGAUACGACGCGCGGCGCCCUCGAAGAUAAUUUUUACGAUUUGCUUAUCUGAUACCUACUGCACAUAUGUACUACCAGUUUCGGUUUUUCCUGAUCAGGUCGUGGGACCUUUCCUAGACUCCCUCAUCUAGAAGUCCAGGUUCCAAGACUAUUACAAAGUCGCCUGGAGGUGUAUUUCCUCUUCUCGGUUUGACGACCGUAAAGUGAUCUUCCCAUUCGAAUUUAUAAUUUUAAUUUUUUCAAAGCCUCUUUCCCUUGAGUUCAGCAUCGUUGCGAUCAUUUGUAUUUUUCUUUUACUAAGUUAUUCGGGAAAGAACUCUUUGUGUGUCUUUUUUUUUGUAAGCAUUUAUUAACAAUCAGAAUUACAUAUUCUAUAAGCUAAUUUGAUAACAAGUACAAUAACAUAUAUCAAUGUAUUAUUGUACACUAAAAUGGCGUUAUGAGGUACAUCACCCAGCGGUUUCACCUCAGUUUCAGCGAAGAUCUAUGGGCCAUAAUCUUCGCAAUCUUCUGUUGUUUAGUGGCUGCAGUAAUGGUAAUAUUAAUUGGUUGGGGUGGUCUUCCAAUUUCUCGUGAUGUCUGUUGGCUCUUUCUUGAAUUACUGUGCUGACUAACGGGAUGUUUAGGUCUGUAUGAAGGGUUUGGUUGGAAAUGUACCACGGGGCAUUUGCGAUGAUGCGUAGAAUUUUUGAUUGAGUUCUUUGGAUAAUUUUUGUGUUUGAUUUGCUGGCACAACUCCAUAGUUCUAUACCGUACGUCCAUAUAGGUUUGAUGACUGUUUUAUAAAUCAGCAGUUUGUUCUGGGAAAAGUGUUUUUUUUUGUGUGUCUGGGAAAGUCCAUUUGUGUGUAUACGCUUGCCGCCUCUUAGUCGUUCCUUCCUCAUCGCUUUUCUCCGGUUUUUCUAUUUCGGUUCUCAAUGCUGCCGAGGGCGACUUCUCUGAAAGUGCCCUCCAUGUCUUCGGUGGACAGUGGUCUUCGUUAGUUUAAGGACAGCGAGAGACGGUUCCCCAAUAGGAAGACGAUCAGAGGGAAGACCAAGAAAACGAUGGAACGACAACUGACUAGAGGCACAUUGAAAAAAGAGACAGUCAUGUCUAUACAAAAGGCAGAAGAUGUAUUUGGUGACACUUUUAAGGUUUUUUACCUCAUUCUUGAUUUCGACUUUCGUGUUCUUAUGGUCGGACAUUAGUUUCACUAAAUUAUUUGUAACUCUGGUAAGUUUAUUCAUUGCUCUUACCAUAGCCGUUAUAUCGGAGCUCUACUCCUCUCUAGAUCUUUUCUCCCCAAGUGAGGAGCUCCUUUGCAAGGUUACCUCCGCUGGAAGAUCCGUUUUGUUCAGGUCCCUUCCGCUGACCGGAAUUCUUCCAACAGAUCCUCUUUUUCCGAAGUCUCCUUCUUCUUUUCUUCUUCGCUAAGUACUUUCCAUUUGUUCCCUUCACUACUGAUGAAUACCAUAUUAUCAUCUCAUUCAGAGCUUGUUCCAGCUUGCAUCACCACCGGCAUCACCCGGAGUGUUAGAGCGCUCUAAAAUUUGAAAAAAUUCAAAAAGUGGCUUAUAUUGAACACCAAUCAUGAUUUUGGUUAAAUGUUUUUGAACCAGUAAAUUCCUCUGUAGAAGCAGUUAAAAAAUUACUCAAACUUUUCAAAAAUUUGUUUUAAGUCUCCAGAGAGCACCAAAAAAUGUAACGGAAUAAAAGGGAUACUGGGAAACUGAAGCUAUAUUUUUAUGGCAUCUUAAUAUAAUUUACUAUUUCCAAUAAAAAUAGUAAAUUACUUUAUAGAUUUAAAUCAAAAUAAACUUAAAAAAAUCACAAGUAUUUAAUUACUUUACAUGCGUUAGGAUUUGACAAAAGUGUGAUGUAAAGAAGGUGGGUUGGGGGGGCGCCUUUGUUUAGAGAUUAGGUGGCGCCUUUUUUAGGAUUUGGGUUGGCGCCUUUUUUAUGAGCCAGUCCUGGAUCCUUUAAUAGUUUAAUUACGUAUCUAGGAGCCAAUUUUUUUAAUUUUUACCUCGUUUAAACCCACCUUUUACGUCAAAGUGUCGUUAACAGUGGUGUAUCUACAAUAGGUUGAUUAAAAUUAAAAAAUCAAAAUAAUAUAAAUAUUAUUGUGUAUCAAUUUAUCAAUCAAAGAUAGAAUAAAAUUUUUAUUUUUUUUAUAUAACGCGGGCACAUAAAUUUGAUACACCCUGUAUAUUGAUUUGUAAAUAUUUAUUAGAAGUUAGCUUUCACGUAAGUAGGUUUCUCCUUUAAUGAGUUUUUCCAUGAAGAAUUAAAGACAUUUGUAAAUAAUUAAAGUGAGAGGAACAUUUGUUUAGGAUUAUGAUUUAAAAAGAUUGUUUAUUACGGGAAAAGUAGAAUCCACAGGUAGCGGUAAUUAUUAGUUUUUAGAAAAAUAGUGUAAAAGAAAGUUUGGAAUUUUAAUCUCUUUUUGUUUAACCCCGAGUAAAUUUUGUAGAAUUUCCCGAAAUUAAUUAUUAUGAUGGUAGGAAUAUUUUUGAAAGUAUGCAUGGUUUUUUCUAAUGAAAAGAGAGGAAGGUGGAGAGAGAAAUGUUUCUGAUUGGCUAGGCAAUUUGGAAUGGGGAAAGAGAAGUUUGAAAGUUGAGACAGUUUGGAAAAAGAAAAGAUUAUUAUGUGAUCGGCAUCGCUGAAGAGCAGUCAACGUUUUCGUGGAUAGUUAAAAAGCAAGUACCAGUGGUUGUUUGAUAGUCGAGUGUGGAGCUGAAAAGUGGAACGAGAGACAGAUCAAAUUGAGAAGAAAUACCUCUUUGAUUCUGCAUUAUUGUGAGAAGGAGAGGAGAGAACUUUUGGAGUUGUUUGAAUCGAGUACUGGUUAAAAGAGGCCUGGCUCGUUGUUUUUUUUUUUGGAGAAUUAGUGCUGGUAUGCUGUUAGAUUGAAGCUUGAGAACGGAGAGGGCUUUGAUGGAUAGCCUAACAUAGUCAACAAGGGAGAGCUGUUUUGGGUCAAGAGGAGACAUCAGAGUGAGUGAAGCAAAAGGUCAGUCAAUUUAUGUGAAAGAUAUUUUUAUGUUCGGAAACUAUAAUUUUGAAUAAAAGCAUAUGAAUUAAGAUUCCAAUAUUUCAAAAAUUAAAUAGGAAGUAUAAGUAAUUUUGCGAAUACCUAAAUUUGUUUGUUUAGCUUGUUUUAUCAAAGUCAUCGGGAACAAACCGAUAAAUUUUUAUUUGAACUAGAAUAAAUUUAAGUGGUAAAAAUUUCAUUCGGACAGCUAUGUCCACAGGUUUUAAUUUGAUCGAUUUUUAGAGUAUUGAUUUUGAUAA